GCGUACCGCCCUAAACCCCUCCCCCUCGCCUACCGUGGAUCAGCUGAGGGACCCGAGAUGUCUGUUGACAGCGGCGGCGGCUGUGUGGCCGGUUCCGGGAUCCGCGCAGGGCGGGGGAUGUGAGUCCUAUGGAGCAACCCGGAGAAGAGGAGCAGCAGCCACCGCAGGAGCCCUGGGGGAGGCUCCUUCGUCUAGGCGCGGAGGAGGACGAACCUCAAAUCCUUCUGUGGAAACGCGAGUGGACCAUCGGAAGGAGGAGAGGUUGUGACCUCUCUUUCCCCAGCAAUAAACUGGUCUCUGGAGAUCACUGUAAACUUAGAGUGGAUGACAAAUCUGGUCAGGUGACCCUGGAAGACACCAGCACCAAUGGAACAGUAAUCAACAAGCUGCAAGUUGUUAAGAAGCAGACUUACCCUUUACAGAGUGGGGAUGUCAUCUAUUUGGUAUACAGGAAGAAUGAGCCAGAACACAAUGUGGCAUACCUCUAUGAAUCUUUAAAUGAAAAACAAAGCUUGCCUCAAGAAUCCUUUGAAGCCAAUAAAGAAAAUAUGUUCCAUGUGACCAAAGACUCCUCAGGUCCAGGGCAGGGUGAUGACCUCCAGGUUCCACCAUUGUCACCCGUGGCUCAAACAUGCUUAGAGGAACCACAGCCAUCAACAUCGACAUCAGACCUCUUCCCCACGGCCUCUACCUCUUCUAUGGAGCCAGAGCUGACCUCUGCAGGGCAAAAGCAUUCCUCUAGCUCUGGACUUGGGAAUGCAGGCAUUUCCCUAAAAGAAUGUAGUUCACUUAUUGCAAAUGGUGAACUCUCCAGCCUUUCUCCAGUUCUCCAAGACAAAGAAACACCCUUUUCUUUGGAAACUGAAGACCAUGAGGAAUUGGAGCCUGCCAAAAAAAGGAUGAAAGGAGAUGGGGAGCUUGACUUAAACCUGCAGUUAUUGAUUGCAGACCAGCAUGGAAAUGCGCAAACCUCACGUGAGGAUGUCAGAGUUGCCUCUGUGAAGCCAGACAAGAUGGAGGAGACACUAACCUGCAUCAUCUGUCAAGACCUUCUGCAUGACUGUGUGAGUUUGCAGCCUUGUAUGCACACAUUUUGUGCAGCUUGCUACUCUGGCUGGAUGGAGCGUUCAUCUUUGUGCCCUACCUGCCGAUGUCCAGUGGAGCGGAUCUGUAAAAACCACAUCCUGAACAACCUUGUGGAAGCAUACCUUAUUCAGCACCCAGAUAAGAGUCGCAGUGAAGAAGAUCUGAGAAGUAUGGAUGCAAGGAAUAGAAUCACUCAAGAUAUGCUGCAACCCAAAGUCAGGAGGUCUUUCUCUGAUGAAGAGGGGAGUUCAGAGGACCUGCUGGAGCUGUCAGAUGUUGAUAGUGAAUCCUCAGACAUCAGUCAGCCAUAUAUUGUAUGCAGACAGUGUCCUGAAUACAGAAGGCAAGCAGUGCAGUCUCUUCCUUGCCCAGUCCCAGAAAGCGAGCUAGGAGCUACACAGGCCCUUGGUGGGGAAGCACCAUCAACAUCUACCAGCUUGCCAGCAGCAGCCCAGGAUUAUAUGUGCCCUCUUCAAGGAAGCCAUGCCAUAUGUACCUGUUGCUUCCAGCCUAUGCCUGACCGGAGAGCUGAACGUGAGCAGGAUUCCAGUGUUGCCCCUCAGCAGUGUGCAGUGUGCCUACAACCCUUCUGCCAUUUGUAUUGGGGCUGCACCCGGACUGGCUGUUUUGGCUGCUUGGCUCCAUUCUGUGAGCUCAACUUGGGGGACAAGUGCUUGGAUGGAGUGCUGAACAAUAACAACUAUGAGUCGGACAUCCUGAAGAAUUACCUGGCAACCAGGGGUCUGACAUGGAAAAAUAUGUUGGCAGAGAGUCUCCUAGCUCUACAGCGGGGUGUAUUUCUACUGUCUGAUUACAGAGUCACUGGAAACACUGUACUGUGUUACUGCUGUGGUCUGCGCAGCUUUCGAGAGCUGACCUACCAGUAUCGGCAGAACAUUCCUGCUUCAGAGUUGCCAGUGACUGUAACAUCCCGUCCUGAUUGCUACUGGGGCCGUAACUGUCGCACUCAGGUGAAGGCUCACCAUGCAAUGAAAUUCAAUCACAUCUGUGAACAGACAAGGUUCAAGAACUGAGCGUUGGAGGAUACACAUAAAACAGUUACAGAGCACAGGAGGCAAUAACACUAUGUUUUUAAAAAUACCACAUACAGACACAUUAAGGGCAUUUUUAGAGUUCUCCCUUUACAGUUCCAGCACUGGUUUCUGGUCAGGCACUCUAGUAUGGCUUUUCCCUCUGUGGAGCUUUAACCUCAGUCACACACAGACACACACAGACACACACACACACCCACACACACCCCAUGUGCCCCAAUCACCCGGGAGGCCUACUGGUUACACUAGUCUCCUAACCUCAGACACACACACACACACACCAUGUGCCCCAAUCACCCGGGAGGCCUACUGGUUACACUAGUCUCCUAACAUCAGACACACACACACACACACCAUGUGCCCCAAUCACCCGGGAGGCCUACUGGUCACACUAGUCCCCUAGUCAGUGCCGGCAGACCAACAGACAGAUCUCUCUCCCACUAGACAGCUCUCCCUGUGUGUGGUGAGGCAGUGAUAAGUGCAGGUUUAUACUUUUGUAUCUUUUAUACCUUGUACCUUGACUACAGUUAAAAUGGAAAAGUUUCAUGGGAAAAGGGGUCAGAUACGUCAGAAGCAUCUAUGUAAGAAAAGGAAGCGUAAGUUUACAGCCUCCAUAGAUGUACAGGAUAUUCUUCUGUCUGGAAAGCCUUUUGUAUAUUUUUUAUUUUAAUAGGUUUGGUGCUUAUCUUCUAAUAAGAUUUAAAUAUUAAAAACUGUAGCACAAAUAUAAUUUACAAACUGACUGAAAUUGGGAAUAGUCUGAUAUUUGAAAGAAUGAGCAUAUGUUUCUGUAUUUAAAAAAAAUCAUUAAAUGUCCAAAACUGCUAAUCCUGAGGAGGAUAUCUUGAGUAUACAGGUCCUUGACACAGGGCUGACCUAUGCCUCUUAUGCAGCAGGGUACAGCCUCUGCCCUUAGCUCUCCAGUCCCCGAGAGCAGACCCCUGCUGAAACUCCAGAUGGCUCCAGACUGAUAGGGCUUCUACUUUCCAGCCCCUAUCCUGGUAUAUUAGGUUUGUUAUGUCAUCUGGAAUAAUACUUGAAAUUUUGUUUUUCAUUUUUUUUAAGCUUUUUUAUCUUUUAUUGAAAUCACCUGUUAUGUUUGUUUGCAAACUGCUAACUUUUUGCUUCUCAGGAAUACAAUUUUCACCUGUUGUCUUGCUCUUGAUACAGACUGAGAGGCAGUACUAUGUAUUUGUGGGAGGUUCUCUUUUUUCGAUUCUAAUAAAUGAGCUGUGUUUGUUUCUC
Peromyscus californicus insignis is the source of this 3383-nucleotide messenger RNA. It is a transcript of the gene Chfr, whose product is annotated as checkpoint with forkhead and ring finger domains. Gene Ontology annotation, cellular component: nucleus. The record is from RefSeq and is a predicted model, not a curated record. NCBI's taxonomy places the organism in Eukaryota, Metazoa, Chordata, Mammalia, Rodentia, Cricetidae. Gene Ontology annotation, biological process: ubiquitin-dependent protein catabolic process; protein ubiquitination; mitotic cell cycle checkpoint signaling. The coding region runs from base 129 to 2120 and encodes 663 amino acids. The transcript is spliced from 18 exons. Gene Ontology annotation, molecular function: protein binding; ubiquitin-protein transferase activity.